Neomonachus schauinslandi (Hawaiian monk seal) is the source of this 1009-nucleotide messenger RNA. RefSeq names its product 5'-AMP-activated protein kinase subunit gamma-1-like. NCBI's taxonomy places the organism in Eukaryota, Metazoa, Chordata, Mammalia, Carnivora, Phocidae. The transcript has a single exon. The record is from RefSeq and is a predicted model, not a curated record.
GGUCACUUCUUCAGAUAGCUCCCCAGCUCUGGAAAAUGAGCAUCCUCAAGAGACCCCAGAAUCCAACAAUAGUGUGUCUACUUCCUUUAUGAAGUCUCAUCACUGCUAUGACCUGAUUCCCACAAGCUCCAAAUUGGUUGUAUUUGAUACAUCCCUGCAGGUGAAGAAAGCUUUCUUUGCUUUGGUGACUAAUGGCGUACGAGCUGCCCCUUUGUGGGAUAGUAAGAAGCAAAGUUUUGUAGGCAUGCUAACCAUCACCGAUUUCAUCAAUAUCCUGCAUCGAUAUUAUAAAUCAGCCUUGGUACAGAUCUAUGAGCUGGAAGAACACAAGAUAGAAACUUGGAGAGAGGUGUACCUACAGGAUGCCUUCAAACCACUCGUCUGCAUUUCUCCUAAUGCCAGCUUGUUCGAUGCUGUCUCUUCAUUAAUUUGAAACAAGAUCCACAGACUGCCAGUUAUUGACCGGGAAUCAGGCAACACUUUGUACAUCCUCGUCCACAAGCACAUCCUCAAGUUCCUCAAAUUGUUUAUCACUGAGUUCCCCAAGCCAGAGUUCAUGUCUAAGUCUCUGGAAGAGCUACAGAUUGGCACUUAUGCCAACAUUGCUAUGGUCCACACCACCACCCCUGUCUAUGUGGCUCUGGGCAUCUUUGUUCAACACCGAGUCUCAGCACUGCCAGUAGUAGAUGAGAAAGGGCGUGUGGUGGACAUCUACUCCAAGUUUGAUGUUAUCAGUCUGGCAGCAGAAAAGACCUGCAACAACCUAGAUGUGUCUGUGACCAAAGCCCUACAACAUCGAUCCCAUUACUUUGAGGGUGUCCUCAAGUGCUACCUGCACGAGACUCUGGAGACCAUCAUCAACAGGCUGGUGGAAGCAGAGGUUCACCGGCUUGUCGUGGUGGAUGAGAAUGAUGUGGUCAAGGGGAUUGUAUCACUGUCUGACAUCCUGCAGGCCCUGGUGCUCACAGGAGGAGAGAAGCCCUGAGCUGGGGAAGGGGUCAGGCAGCAC